CUUCAACCUCAACCUUACUGCUGGGUUUGCAAAACCACCUCCGCGAGCGACUUCGGGAGCUUUGCGCUCGUGCGGAUCAAAAGCUCCCAUCAAGAAUCUCCGAGUCAGCACUACUGUACAUAAAGCCGGCGGGACAACCCCCCAGCCAUGCCACAUUCUGCUGUGUCCCAUGGCACAGACACUACUAGGGCUGGACCAUCAGCCACGGGCACCGAUCUCGGUCGUCCACCCAAACUAGAUACACCUGCUACGAAUCUCUACACCAACGAUGACGAUGACCCUACCGACGCCGACGAGACCACCCCCAGACACCAAAGCCCGUUCGCCUACCUCACGACCCGCGAAUUCUACCUCACCCUACUCCUGGGCCAGAUCCUCGCCAUCACCAACACCGCCUGUAGCACAUUCAGCGCCCUCCUCGCGGACCGAGACGUAUCCUUCCCGGCUUUCCAGACCUUCUUCAAUUAUUUAUUGCUCAGUGUCAUCUUCACAACAUACACCAUCCACCGCGAGGGCCUCCGCGGCUGGCAGGAGAGUCUCCUCGACCGCGGCUGGAAAUACCUCCUCCUCUCCCUUUGCGACGUCGAAGGCAACUACUUCCUCGUCCUCGCCUACCGCCACACCACCCUGCUCAGCGCCCAACUCAUCAACUUCUGGGCCAUCGCCGUCGUCGUCCUCCUCUCCACAACAUUCCUAGGGGUGAGCUACCACCGGGGCCAGAUCCUGGGGAUCGCGAUCUGCAUCAGCGGGAUCCUCCUCCUCCUCCUCACCGACACCACCACCGACACCCAGCCCGACCACCCGAAAUCCCCCCUCCUCGGCGACCUGUAUGCACUCCUCGGCGCAACAACCUACGGCCUCGCCAACACCGCCGAGGAAAUCCUCGUCUGCACCGCCCCGGUCGCCGAAGUCCUCGCCCACAUGUCCCUCUUCGGAACAGUCAUCACCGCCGUUCAGUCCCUCUGUCUCGAAGCCCCCGCCCUCAGGACCAGAAGCUUGGAUGCAGAGGUGCUCGGGUACAUGGCGGGCUAUACGCUUUGUUUGGGCGCGUUCUAUUGUCUCGUGCCGCUGCUGCUGCGGCGCGCGUCGGCGGCGUUUUUCAAUCUCUCGAUGCUGACGAUGAAUUGCUGGGGGGUGGUCGUGGGGGUGCUCGUCUUUCGCUAUGUGGUGUCCUGGGGGUAUCCGGUCGCGUUUGGGUUGGUGGUGCUUGGACAGGGGGUUUAUUUUCUGGGCGGGGAAGGGAAUGGGUGGAAGAGGGGGGUGAGGGGGGUUACAACCCUGGAGGUGGAGGAGGAGGAGGGUGGUAUAGGUGGCGGUAUAGGUAAAGGGAAAAGGAAAAGGGGAAAGAGUGCUUCUUCGGAAGAGGAUCCCUUGUUGGGGUCGGAGAGCGAUGACGACUAUGACUGA
Messenger RNA from Aspergillus saccharolyticus JOP 1030-1, 1407 nucleotides. RefSeq names its product DUF914 domain membrane protein. The record is from RefSeq and is a predicted model, not a curated record. NCBI's taxonomy places the organism in Eukaryota, Fungi, Ascomycota, Eurotiomycetes, Eurotiales, Aspergillaceae. The transcript has 4 exons. Bases 148 to 1407 code for a protein of 419 amino acids. Gene Ontology annotation, cellular component: membrane. Gene Ontology annotation, biological process: transmembrane transport. Gene Ontology annotation, molecular function: transmembrane transporter activity.